Prorocentrum cordatum is the source of this 3957-nucleotide messenger RNA. Lineage: Eukaryota; Dinophyceae; Prorocentrales; Prorocentraceae. The record is from the annotation of a GenBank genome assembly.
AUGGAGCCCGAGCCCACGAGCUCGAGGAGCUUGGAGGUGGGGAAGGCUGCCCAGGAGAGGGAGAAGGAUUCUGACGCUCCCAGAAAUAGUGCCAUCGUGUUCAUCAAGCCACAUGCUGUCUUUCCACGCGUGCACGGCCUAGUAGAGAGCAUGUUGCAUGAUCGCGGCGUAAGCAUUGUGAGAAGUGGCCGCAUCGAUGCGGAAACCAUAGAUCAGAAGGGUCUCAUCGACAUCCACUACGGGGCCAUCGCUGCGAGGGCUCUCAAGACCAGGCCGUGUGACCUGGUCGUCCAGCCCGGGCCCAAGAAGCUGUUCGGCAUCACAUGGGAGAGCGCAGUGGCCCAGCACCUGGUCUUCAAUGCGAGGGGUGCAGCCAGCAAGUUGGGCAUGGAUCCCCUCAAGCUGAGCGAGGAGUGCGGCAAAACCACGCGCGGGGUCGACCAGCUCAAGUUCGGAGGGGGCUUCUACGUGGCGAAGGUGCAGGGCGUCUACGUAGUCAACGGCUUCUACGAGGGCAUGCGCGCGAAGUUCACGGCGGCCGGCACGUGCAUCCAGUAUUUCGAGGUUGCGUGGGACCCCGCAUCGCUGCCUUGGGAAAAGUUCAGGGCCGAGGUCAUCGGGGCCACCAAUCCGAAGGAGGCUGCUGCUGGCUCCGUGCGGAACGCCAUCUUCCAGCAGUGGGAGGCCCUCGGCCUUUGCGCAGAGCCCGACACCUCGGACAAUGCCGUUCACGCGUCAGCCAGCCCGUUCGAAGGCCUUGCGGAGAAGGCGAAUUGGCUCUCCGCGAGUGUGUCUGAGGAUCCUCUGGGCAAGGCGCUAUCCGCGGCAGGCCUGGGCCAGAGCACGGUCAAGGAGUGGAUGCAGGACCCCGCUGUCGUCUUCGAGGGUAAGAAGCAGUCUUUGUUCGAUUUGCUUGAGGACCUGGACUUCGAACCAUGCGUGGAGAGGGCCAGGGACAUCAUGAAGCAGCAGACGAAUUCGGCCACCAGAGCGCACCGAACGAGCGUGGUGGCGGAGCAGUCGCUAUCGGCCGACGGGCGGGGCGGGGCCCGCGAGGGCCUGGCAGACAGCCCGCCAUCGGCGGAGAAGAAGCCCGCGCGGCCAUCGGUCGCGUCGCGGGGCAUCCCCACAGCUUCCGAGCGCCGAGCGUCUCGGCGGCAGGCGGCCCCACCUGAAGAGGCGUCCGCGGCGAGGUCGAUGGAGCCGCCCUGGAUGCAGGCUAUCGGCACAGAGGGCGUCCUGGCCAGCGGGCCGCUGACCAUGCAGGGUUUCGGCGUCAGUGGAGAUGAGGUUUACUGCGCAUUGCUGCCAGAUCGUUUCAUCUGGUCGCACGGCCAGGCUGCGGACGUCAAUAGCCUACGCCUCGCGAGCGUGGGGAGCAUAGACAUCCAUGACGGUGGCUUCGAGAUGCAACUCUGCGGCCAGCAGGACCAGCAGGGCGGCGGGAUGUCGAAGAUCCAGCUUCACGUGGCGACCGCAGCGGCGGGCCCAAGGAUGCUGGCCAAGAUGGAAACCCAGGGUUUGCGCCAAGCGCGGCAGGUGGCCCAGGAGUUGCUCAAGUGGGAGGAGGCCCUGCACAGGGUGGAUUGGGCCGCGCUCAAGCAGGACGACGCCAUGAAGCCCUUCGUCGAGGCACGAUCGCAGAGCGCCCGCAACAUCUUCAGAGCACCUGCCGAGGGCAGACCUCCUCAGGCAGGCGCAAGCCCUCGCGACGCCAUGAAGCAGUCGGCACAGGAGCUGCCCAGGUGCCAGGGGCGGCUGGGAUUCAGCGUGCAGGGCACGUUGCAGUGGCGGUACGCCAUGCUCUUCGCCGACCGCCUGGACGCAUGGGACAGCAAGGAGGCUGCCAUUGCCGGCCAACUCCGCAGCGCUUGCCCACCGAUCCGUAUCACCACGUCGACCUGCCAGGCGCUAGGGUUCGUCGAUCAAGGCUUCCUCCUCAAGUGCGCGGGCAAGACGCACGGCGUGCACGUCGGCCCCGACCAGGACGACCUCGCCAGGCUGGACAGGAGCAUCACCCUGCGGAAGGACGAUGCCCUGUUCAAGGGCUCGCUGGCCAUCGACGCGGCCUUCGCCGUCCUUCCGGGGGGCGAGGCGGCGCCGGUGCAGCCUGCGCCAGCUGGCCUGGAGGCGCCGCCGCGCGGCGCCAGCUUUGCCGCCCUCGUCUCGCCAAGGGGCGCCGCCGAGCCGUGGGCCACGCCUCUCGGCGCGCACCCGGCGGCCGCGGCCCCCGCCCCGCCGGGCGCAUCCGGGCGGCUGCCCUCCGAAGGCCAGCUGCCGCCAGCACAGACUAACGCACCUGCGGCUAUGCGGCGCGAGCCCGAGAGGCCCACGAACGUGGCCGACGCGUACUAUCAGACGGCCUCGGUCAAGAUCGACGCCUCCCCCGCCGACAGCACCAGUGGCGGCACCGCCAGCGGCGUCGGGGCAGAGCUAGAAUUCGACGGCAGGAACGAAGCCGGCGAUGUGACGACCACGCAGUUCACCCAUCCGACAACUUCGUCGCGGACGCAGUCCCCAGCCGUCCAGGCGGCCAAAGAGGCGAACGAGAACUUCGACAAGGCCCUUGCAAACGACGUGGAGCUAUUCACUCAGAAGGCUUCGCGAGACAUGCUCAUCAAGACGAUGUACGGGGUGGUGCCUCUGGUUCUCGUCGGGCUGCUCAUCGGAGCUCGGCUGCUGGUCGCGCCCAACGAGGAUAGCGUCAUCAGGGCGAAUAUCAAGGCGUGGGCAAAGGCGAGCCUGGCCGGGACGAUAGUGCUGCUCGGGCUGAUUGGUAUUCUGAUGGGCUUGGUCGUUAAGGAUCUGACGGAUGUCGUGGGGAAAGUUGACGGGCAGUUGGUCAACGCCCUCGCGGUGCAGGUCAUUUUCGGCGUGUUCGAAAAUUUCGGCAAUUUGCAGGUGGUCGAUCGCACCAUACACCAGUGGGCGUUCAACGUGAAUAACCCCACCGAAGAGGACCUCGUGUUACAGAAGUUCACUAUGGACGUGAAACUGGAGAGCACCAAGGUCUGCAAUUCACAGCUUGGCACACAGUCGAUCUUGCCACCGAAGGCAAGCUCGAAGGUAUAUUUUCUGACGCAGCUCGAGGAGGAGCAUUGGCUCUACCUGGCCGGAGGCCAGGUGGUUGGCAAGGCCACGUUGGGUGCGACCGCCGACGUCGGCAUCGGGAUCGCAAUGGACGGAAUCAUCGUGGGCCAGGCGUUACACAUAUACGCUCCAUGCAACCUGCCCAUCGACAUGUCCCACUUUCCGUCUCUCGGUGUGCAGAACCUCAACACGACGGCGGCUUUGCAGGAGCUUGCAGACAUAACCACGCUCAAGAAGGCAAUCACGUCGGGGCUUGAGCGCAACCACGCGAAAGACGUUACCAUUGUGGAGUGGGAGUCGGCUAAAAUGGAGGGCGGCCUGUUCACGAAGGUUUACGUCCUGCUCGGCCUACUUACUGUCUGCAUAACUCCGAUCAUCACGUGCCUCGUAGUCGUGGCUGGUGUGAUGUAUGAGGUCUCGACGAAAGGCCGCAUUGAUGACAGGAGCUACAUCGCGGACGUGAUGUUGGCGCAGGAACAGCGCGACGCGGCCGCAGCCGCUGGCGGGGCGCGAGGCGCGGGGCUCGGCAAGCAGCCGGGUGUGCAGCCCAGCGUGCAGCCUGGCAUGCAGCCGGGAAUGCCUCCUGGCGCGCAGCCUGGCAUGCAGCCCAGCAUGCCCCCUGGCAUGCAGCCUGGCAUGGGCGUGAACGCGGCGUUCUCUGGCAUGCAGCCCGGCAUGCAGCCCGGCAUGCAGCCCGGCAUGCAGCCUGGCAUGCAGCCCGGCAUGCAGCCCGGCAUGCAGCCUGGCAUGCAGCCCGGCAUGCAGCCUGGCAUGCAGCCCAGCAUGCAACAAGGAUUCGGUGGCGGCUUUGGCGCACCGCAGCAGUACCAGCCACAGGGGGGCAGCCCGGGGAGCCCCGCAUUCUGA